Molecule: messenger RNA, 2186 nt
Organism: Larimichthys crocea (large yellow croaker)
Lineage: Eukaryota; Metazoa; Chordata; Actinopteri; Sciaenidae
Gene: zbtb8a
Product: zinc finger and BTB domain containing 8A
Exons: 4
Coding region: 125-1549 (474 amino acids)
Biological process (GO): regulation of transcription by RNA polymerase II
Molecular function (GO): RNA polymerase II cis-regulatory region sequence-specific DNA binding; DNA-binding transcription factor activity, RNA polymerase II-specific; protein binding
Source: RefSeq, a predicted model, not a curated record
CAGCACAGCGCUCCAGUCGCUCUAACCGGGUUUCGGUCUUUAGGGCUGAGCAGGAAGUGCCUGACUGUGGACCCUGGACGAGAAAAAAAAGCAAAGGGAAGAAAAAAGGCUAAAUAAAUUAAAAAUGGAUAUGGUGGCGGACCUGGGGGCGAGUAGACUCUAUCGGGCGCCGGGUGAAUCAAGUCACCAGCAGCCUCAGAGAUGGUUCAACACUGCUGACAUCACAGUGGCUCACCAAAGCAACCUACUGAAGCAGCUGAACCAGCAGCGGCGCCAGGAGCUUUUCUGUGACUGCAGCGUGCUGGUGGAGGGCCAGCUCUUCAGGGCCCACCGCAACGUCUUGUUCGCCAGCAGCGGCUACUUCCGCAUGCUGCUGUCCCAGCAGGGGCCUGAUGGGUUGUCCGACUCUGUCAACGCUACCUUCGACGUCUUCAGUCCCGAGACCUUCACAGUCAUCCUGGAUUUCAUCUACUCUGGUCAGCUUGACCUCUCCAGUCACAAUGUGAUUGAGGUGAUGUCCGCAGCCAGCUACUUGCAGAUGAACAAUGUCAUCAACUACUGCAAGAACUUCAUCAAAUCCUCCUUGGACAUCAGUGUCAAGGAUGAAGACAGUGAUCGCUGCCUCAGCUUGUCUGAGACGUGCAGUUUCACCAGUGGAGCAGGAGAGGAAACCUCAGAGCAGCAACAGCAAGGCUCUGUCAGCCCACCGCCGGCGCUCUGGACCCGGGAUAACUCCAGAUCCCAGUCCAGCUUUAUUGGGAAGGACUCAGACCAGGAAGCAUCAGCCUCAGCCAUGAAGACUAACCCAAGCAGUCCUGCCGCUGAGCUCAAAAUAGAGACGGAGGACCUGCAAGACCCUCAGGAUCCUCUAUACACCUUGCCAGGGUCAGAGCGCCGGCGAGUAAGAGGGGGAAGCAAGAGGAGAGCAACCAACAGCACUCGCACCAACCAGCAUGAAGACUUGGACAUCCAGGAGGCGAGGACACAAAAGGCUGAAAAAGCAGAGGAGCUGUAUGCUACUCUGCCACCUAUUGUGGGUGUUAUUGGACACUUUAACAAAGGUUCCAACCCUAUAAUGCGCUUCAAAUGCCCUUUUUGUACACACACGGUGAAGAGGAAGGCAGACCUGAAGCGUCACUUGCGCUGUCACACCGGGGAGAGGCCGUACCCCUGUCAGGCCUGCAAUAAACGCUUCACUCGCCUGGAGCAUCUUCGUAGCCAUUUUGAGACGAUCCACCAAGCAAGGAAGCUGGUGUGCAGGAAGUGUAAGUGUCAGGUGACGGAGGACACUGGGCAUGUGGUGUGUGAGGGCACACGACGCUACCGCAUGUGCACCGCAUGCAUCCAAGAAGUGGGUUGCGACGACAUUCCCAUGGACAGUCUAGAGGGGACCAAUGAGGAGCCGGCCCUGUUAUUGGGGGUGGAUGGGGAAGAGGAGGGGGACUCCAAGAGGAGCUGGAUGGUAACCGAUGACGACGACCUGGCUGAAGACUCGGGGGCCGACCUCAUUAUCCAGCAAGUGGACGACAGUGACGAGGAGCUGCAGUGAAAAAGAACCAAAGCGUGUGUGUGUUGAAGCCAUGCAAGAGAAUUUAUGCAUAAAAUAUGUGAUCCAGUGAUGUAAAUACACACAUUUAUUAUAUAUUACUUGUCUACUAGUCAAAUCAAGCUGGUUAAUCUUUACAUCUUUACUUUCAAUGAGAAUGUGGACUUUGUGAUAAAAUGGAAUGAUUUGUUAAGCUUCAUAAAGAUAUGCAGUAUCCAAAGCAUGCAUAUUCAGUGUUUGCUUUCCUCCAUUUAUAGUUAUAUGAUAACUCUUUCAAAGAUAUGUUUUUUUUUAUAUGCAUGGAAGAACAGCUUUGCUACUUUUCGGGACUCUGCUGGCAUUUCAAAACAAAGUGACGAGGACAGAAAUAAUAUAACUGCUAAAGUCAAGAGCAGACCUUUUUUUUCAAUGUCUCACAAUUGCAGUGCUUUUUAUGAUUAUGAUAUGCACUAUGAUAUGAAGCCAAUUAUAAUUUAUUUGUUCGUUGUUUGUUUUUUUAAACUUUUGGACACAUUAAAGAUAUUUUUAUACAUCUUUGUUUGUCUCUCUUACCCCCCGUGUCUUUUUCAGUGUAAACUGAAAGUACAAUCAUAUCUUAUAAAAGGAAAUUAUAUUGAGGGCAUUAAUACAUUGAAUUGAA